AUGCCGAUUCCAAUCGAAGAGUUAGCUACACAGAUUCUCAAGUCUACCACAGAGUGCGGUGGUAAAGUUGAAGAAGCAUCUGUGCAAUUAACUUCUCUAUUUUUCGGUAACAAGCUUAUUGAAAAACUUGUCGAAAAUCAAAACUGGAAUAAAGAAGUUUUAGAACUUAAUUCAGGUAUAUUUGCAGAACUUUUUGCCAGCUAUGCAGCAGUUUUUGGUCUACCCAUCAACAGCAGUGAUACAGAGCAAUCACUUCAAAUCGUUAGCUCAUGCUCGGCUAUUGUUCUAUACUAUCACAUUUUAUCAACAUCGUUAGAUGAUCUUAAUUACUUUAUUGGUGAUAUGAACCGCCUUUUAACAGAUUAUUUCACUCAUAAAAUCAACGAUGACGAUGUUUUAAAGGGAAUUCAAAAAGUAAUUGAUUUUACGGAACAUGUUUUUCAUAUUAAUCAGUUCGCGGAUCUCGAAAUUUCUCUCUUACCAGCAGAAUUAUCAAUUGAAAAGACUUCCGAUAAAUUUACAGAGGUUCUCGACUCAAUUCAGAACUUGUGCCAACUUUGCAGCACGGUUUGCUCCACAUUUAAGAACGAUCCUCAAAGAGUCAAAGAUUUACAAUUGGAAUACGAAAAAGAUUUCACACGUACAUCAGAGAACAUUCCAAAGUUCGCUCAGUUAUAUCGCGACCUUGCCGAAGCCGUUAAGGCUCAGUUUUUAUCUCUUUUCGAAGAGCCAGAAUUUGCUGAAUUCGCUGAAUACAUGAAGAAUGUCCUCACAGUUCUCUCAGGAAUCUUAUUUGUUUCCAUCCUUACAACUGAAUAUACACCAGAAUCUUUCUCAACAGUUCAGAAAGUUUUAGAUGAGCUUCUCAUCCGUUUCAACACAAUUACAGCCAAGAUGACAAGCUUAAUGCGCUUCAGAGGAAAGUUCAACGAGGAUAUCGAUGAAUGCAAGAGAACUUCCCAAGAAAUUAAUUUAAUUCUCAACCCACUUCAAGCUUCUCUUGUCUCUUCCAUCCAGCAGAUUCCGCAGCCAUACAACUACAUCUCAGGAAUGAGAUUGACAGAAUACUUCGGCCAACUUGCACAGUUAUUGACAGCAUUCGAUACAAAUCUCAACCACGCAGCAGAAGCCAUCCAACGCGACAGAAGAUUCCCACUUUUGGGUGCUUUCACAAACAAAUUGGAGGCAGAAUUAACACAAAAAGCAAUUCCAUUCAUCAAGGAUACAAUUUCACUCGUUUGGAACUUGCUUAACAUUCAGAAACCAAUUGAUGAUAUUCUUGGAGAUAUCCCAAAGGUUUCUGAUCAUUGCAAUCAAUUCAUGAACGAAAUUACAGAGACAAUCAACAAUUCUAAGGACGACGACUCUCAAAUCCGCUACGCCAAACAACGUUCGAACAUCUACUACGCAUACACAACCUUUACAGAGGCUUACCAGACCCUUCAAACCAUGAAAGAUAAUUCAUGCCUCAGAGCAAACCUUGCAAUCACAAGUGCCAGUCUUCUACUUGCUCUUUGCUCUUUGGAUAAUGAUCCUUUCAUCAUUGAAGCCCUUGAAACCCUCCGCCAAGGUCUUGCCAUCAAGAAUGGCAUUCUUUACCAAGAAGAAAAGGCUAUGAUCGUUCAACUCCUUACUCUCGUUACACAGCUUAUUCCUCAAACAGAGGUUUUCGCUGUUUUCGUUGUCCAAAUCUGUAUGAAGAUUAUUAUUGACUGCGAAUCCAAGAUCCCAACCAAUGUCAACCACGAAUUACCAAAGACAGUCAUCCCAUGUCUCGAACAGAACUACAAUAUCAGUAUUGCCCUUAAUGCAAUCGCAGCUGUUGUUCCAAAGAACGAUCAGACACAGGCAAUCAUCAAAUUGCUCGAGACAUAUGCAUUCAUCUUCUCACAGUUCUCUCUAAGCUACAGAAUUGCUUCACAAAUCCACUUCAUCCAAGAAGCCGCAAUCUUUGUCAGAACAAUGAAGCCAUUCGAUGCCUAUUUCGCAGCAGGAGGAGGCGAAUUCGAAGAACUCCGUGCAAACACAAACGAAGCCAUGCAAAUCCUCCAGAAUUUCAUUGAUACACCACCACCAGCCGGUGUUUACGAUCGAUUGUACUUAAUCAACUUGUUCCAAGCUGUACAAGCCGGCUACAAACAAGUUGUUCCACUUUUCCGUGCUGCACAGAAACUUCUUGACAGUGCAAAUGAUAUUGCAAACGUCAAGAACGAAAUUGCCCGUUUGACAGCAUCAAUCAAAGGCAUUUUACGUCUUUCCCAAUACAUCACAUUUGUUUACGCACAAGUCAAGUUCGAAGUUACAGCACUUAUCUCUGUAAUCAUCAGACACAUCUUCAAUAUCAUUGUUCAGUAUCUCCAGCAGAUAUUACAAGAUCCUUCCAAGUACUACAUUCUCUUGUAUUUCAUCAUCAUCAGAUUGUUCUUCAUCGCUGAGUUACUUGAAGGAUUCCCUGCUCUCAAGAACAUCGCAGAAUCAAUCCGUGCAAACGCAGACAUCCUUGAGAACUGCGCUGCAAAGAUUUCUCUUGGUGAUAACACAGCAAAUGAUGAACUCACAUACUGUGUUAAGAACAUCGAUGAAAUCUACCAAGAAGUCAUUCCAAUCUGCGAUUCCCUUGACCAGGCAAUUCUCGCAUCAAAUGGUAAUGCAAACCAGGCAAACGCUGCUACAGAACAAAUCGAAGUCGAGACACCAAAUGUCACGAUGACAAGAGAAGUUCCAGAGAACGCAAUGACAAAGGCUGAACGCCAAGUUGUUCAGCAAGCCAUCGAAAAGGGUGGUAAAGAGACAAUGGCUCAUAUCAGAAAGAACUCAAUCGAACCAACAAAGAUUCCUGCAACCCUUAAGGGCCAGGAUAUCGCAACAGCUGCACAAGUUGGUGAAAAGGCUGAACCAUCAGUCUCCAUUUACCAGCAGAGAAAGGAUCUUUCUCAAGAGCAGAACAACUUCAUCCAGGAAAGAGUCAGAAAGGCAAAGACAGAAGAUUUCAAGGAUGAAGUCGCUGGUUCAACACUUGAAGUUCUCGAAGGCUCCAAACUCCGUGAGAAAGCAAGCGAAAAUCUCACAAAGGGACAAGCAGAAUACCUCACAAGAACAGCUGCUGAUGCUGCAGGUGAAAUCCUUGCAGAACAACAUUCAGCUGCUGUUACAGGUAUUUCGCCAAUCGAAAACAGCAAGAAGAUGGCACAACAACUCGGUUUCAAGGAAGAACAAUACGAUUACAUCUCAGAUCUUGUCAGAAACCAUGUCACAAAGGAUACACCAGAAGAAAGACAAGCUGAGAUCGAUCGCGUUUGUGCACAAGCUCUUGCUGAAGGAAAGAUCGAACCAGAACAAGUUGCUGUCCUCCAGAACAUCUUGAGAGCUGCUGAUGCUCAGAAUGAAGCAUCCAACUUCGUCAACAGCAUCACAGAUGAGGAACUUGCUCAACAAGGAUUCACACCAGAUGAAUACGACGCAAUUCGUGACAUCAUCAUCGAUCUCGACAUCGAUUCUCCAGAAGCGAAGAAGCACAUCAAGAAUGACAAACAGAGAGAAUAUGUCCAGAAGAAGAUGGAUGAACUCGAACAGCGCGAACAAGCAAUCAUCGAAGCUCUCACACCACUCAACAAGCAGAUCAUCAAGAGAAAAUCAUCCAAGCUUGCAGAGCGUGGUGUUACAGAAGAAAAAGAAGAGAAUGUCAAUGAAAUCAUCGAAGAAGUCGCUAAGGAAGUUGCUAAGGAACAAGCAAGAAUUGCAACACAUGCAGACAAAGAUUUCGCAGCUCACGAUCUUCGCAAGGAAACUCGUGUCGAAAUCGCAGAAGCAGGUGCAACAAAGAAGCCAAAGAAAGGUGCAACACUCACAACAACGUCCGAAGAAAAGGAGACACCAGUCGAUAUCGCAAAGGAUGUCAGAUCUCUCCAACAAGGAAUCAUCUCUGCUCAACAAACAGUUGCUCAACAGCAACAGCAGCAACAACAAACAUCAGCCUUCAAGGAAGCUGCCGGUGUCCAAGAAAUCAACAACGCUCCACAGCAACAAGUUCAGCAACAACAAGACGAAGAAGAAGUUGUUAACAACGCUGAUUACAUUGAUGAGGAUUAUGAGCAGACAAAGAACAUUCCUCUUGCUUUACCUGACGAAUCAAUGUCUAACGCAGACAAGGAGAAAGUCAAGCAAGCAAAGAAGAAGAAACACGGCAAGCAUAAGAUCGAAGAAAUCGAGAAAGCUCACGUCAAUCCACAUUACAUCCCAGCAACACUUGGCGGUCAAGAUAUCUCCGAAGCUGCUCAAAUUGGUGAAAGAUCAGCUCCAACAGUCAACAACUCUUACACAUCAGUUGAAUCCCUCAACGACAAACAAAACGAUUUCGUUGCUGAUCGUGUUAAGAAGGCCAAUACAAAUGACUUCCAGCACGAAGUUGCAGGUUCAACACUUGAUGUCAUUGAGAAGUCAAAUCUCCGUGAACAAGCAGCAGAAAAUCUUGGCAAGGAAGAAUCAGAUAUCGUUACACACGCAAUUGCUCAAGCUGCUGGUGAUAUCCUCAAUGAAGAACAUUCUGCAGCUGUUACUGGUGUUUCUGCUGUUGAUAACUCUCAUGAAAUCACAGCAGCAAUCGGAUUCGAUGACGAUCAACAUGAUUUCGUUGUCGAAUUACUCAACAAUCACAAGACAAAUCCAGACAAAUCAAAACGCAAAGCUGAGAACGAACAGACAGUUAAAGACGCUGUCAAGUCUGGAAAGAUCACAAAGAGACAAGGAAAGACAUUACUUUCCUUACUCAACGCUGCUGAUGCACAGAAUGACAUCAAUGACUUCUUGAGCAAAGAAGUUUCUGAUGAAGAACUUGCCAAACAAGUCUUCUUACCAUCAGAAUUCGAUGCCGUUAGAAAACUCAUCGCAGAACACGAUGCCGAUUCCGAUGAAGCCAAGAAGCACAUCAAGAACGAGAAGCAGAAGAAGUUCGUUGAAGAAAAGAUCGCUGAACAUAAGAAGCUUGAAGAAGCUCUUAUCGAAGUUCUUGCUCCAAUCAACGAACUCAUUAUUGGCAACAAGAUCCAAGAUGUUGUCGAAGAGAACAUUCCAGAAGAGAAAUACGACAGUAUUGUUGAAAUCGUCGAAGAUGUUGCUAAGGACGUUGCCAAGGAGCAAUGCAGGAUUGCUUCUGAAGCAAACAUCGAUUUCAGCUCUCAAAAGAUCACUCCAGAACAACGUAAGGAAGUCUUCGAUGAAAACAAGGACAAGAAGAAGCAUAAGAAGCAUCACAAGCACCACAAGCAUUCAAAGGGUGAAGAAAAGCCAAUCGCUGCUCCAGCAAUUCCAGAUUCCGCUUUAUCUGCUCAAGAGAAGGCUCAAAUCCAACAGGUUUUGCAGAGAAAGAGGAAAGGAAAGAUCGAAGAAAUGAAGAACAACAACGUCGAUCCAUACAAUGUUCCAGCAUCAAUGGGUGGACAAGACAUCUCAUUGUCUGCUCAAGUUGGUGAACGUUCUUCACCAUCUGUUGCUGCUACAUACACUCCUUUGGACGAACUCAACCGCGAACAGAACAAGUUCGUCGCAGAUCGUGUCAAAUACGCAAAUUCACCAGAAUUCAAGGACAAAGUUGCUGAUUCAACACUCAAUGUUCUCGAAGAUUCUAAGCUUCGUGAGAAGGCAUCAGCAGAACUUCCUAAGUCUCAAGCUGAACAGUUCAUCAGAGCUGUUGCUGAAGCUGCAGGAGAUAUCAUUGCUGAACAACAUUCCGGUGCUGUUACAGGUGUUUCUCCAGCAGAGAAUUCUCGUGAAAUCACAGCUGCUCUUGGAUUUGAUGAUGAUCAACAUCAAUUCGUCCAAGAAACACUUGCAAACCAUCGUACAAAGAGAGAUCUCAAGCUCAGAAAGAAGUGCAUUGAUGACACAGUCAACAAUGCAAUCAAUGAAGGAAGAAUCACAGAGAAACAAGGCAAAGUCCUUAGAGCAUUACUUGAAGCAGAAGAUGCUCAACAUGAUUGCAACGAGUUCGUCCAAGACAUCACAAACGAAGAACUCGCAAAGCGUGGCUUCAAGCCAGAAGAGUUCGAUGCUGUUCGCAGAAUGAUCAUCAACCACGAUACAGAGUCUGAAGAAGCACAGAAGAUCCUCAACAACGAUCCAAGAAAGAAGAUGUUCGUUGAAGACAAAAUCGAUCAGCUCAAGAAGCUUGAGGAGAAGGUCGUCGAAGCCCUUCUUCCAAUCAACAAGGCUAUCAUUGAGCACAAUGCCGAAGCAGAACUCGAAAGACUUCCUCAGAACAAGAGAGAAGAACUCGAAAAGAUCAUCGAAGAUGUCGCUAAAGAAGUUUCCAAGGAACAAUGCCGUGUUGCAGCCAAUGCAGAAAUUGACUUCGCACAUCAAAAGAUUCCAAAGCAGUCUCGUCUCGAAAUUACAGAUGCCAACGCUAAGGACAAGAAGCAUAAGAAGCACAAGAAGUCAUCAUCUUCAACAAGCUCUGAUUCUUCAUCCGAUUCCGAUGAAAUCUUCGUUCUUCAAUCAGUUCCUGAUGACCAUCUCACAGAGAAGGAGAAGGAUGCAGUCAAGAACGCAAUGAAGAAGGGAGGAAAGGAUGCAAUCCAAGCUCUCCGCAAAGAAAAGAUUUCUACACGUGAUAUCCCAGAAUCUCUUGGCGGACAAGAAGUCGCAAUUGCAACACAUGCUGCUGAGAAAUCAGAACCAGUUGUCAAAGAGUCAUACACACCAAAUCGUGCUCUCAACAACAACCAGAACACAUUUGUCGAGGAUCGUAUCAAGCGCUCAUUCACACCAGAAUUCAAGGAUGAUGUCGCUGGAUCAACACUCGAUGUUCUCGAAAACGCUGAUCUCCAUGAUCGCGCCAACGAAUCACUUGAGAAGGAAGAUGCUGAUCUUGUUGCUCAAGUCGUUGGUGAAGCUGUCAGUGACAUCAUGAAUGAACAACAUUCUGCAGCUGUUACAGGUGUUUCUCCAAUCGAGAACUCCCACGAAGUUACAUCAGCUCUCGGAUUCGAUGAUGAACAACAUGACUACAUCGUUGCUUUGCUCAACAACCAUCAGUACAACCCAGACAAGGCUAAGAGAGAAGCCGAGAACGAUAAGACAGCAGCUGAAGGUGUCAAGGAUGGCAAGAUUACAAACACACAGGCAGAAAUUGUUGCUACUCUCCUCAACGCGACUGAUGCACAGAUGGACAUCAAUAUCUACAUCAACUCCAUUCCAGAUCAAGAACUCCAAAGAAACGGAUUCAGACCAGAAGAAUAUAAUGAAGUCCGCAAGUUGAUCGCAGACAAGGAUGUCUAUUCCGAUGAUGCUCGCAGCCACAUCAAGAACCCAGAACAAGAGGAGUAUCUCAAGGACAAGAUCGAACACGUCAAUGAACUUGAGGCUGCUCUUGUCGAAGCUCUUGCUCCAAUCAACAAGGCAAUCUUGAUGAACAAGACACGCGAAGCAAUCGAUAACAACAUCUCAGAAGAAAACAAUGAUGAUGUUGAAGAAAUCAUCGAAGAAGUUGCUAAGGAAAUGGCUAAGGAACAAGGCCGUGUUGCUGCCAACGCUGAAAUCGACUUCAAUGAGAAGAAGAUUCAGCCAAAGGACAGAAAGAAGAUCCACGGCGACAACAAGGAUGAAAAGAAGCACAAGAAGAAAGCCAAACAAAUCGAACUUGAACCAGUCAAGACACGCGAAAUCCCAAAUGACGCAAUGCCGGAAGAAGACAAGGCAAUCGUUGCUGAAGCUGUCAAGAUGGGAGGAAAGGAUGCAAUCGAACAUCUCCGCAAGGAAUGCAUCGAUCCACAUCGCAUCCCAGAUUCUCUUGGUGGCCAGGAAAUCUCAGUUGCUCACCAAGUCGCUGAGAAGUCCGCACCAAAUGUUGCUUUGUCAUACACACCACAUCAGGAACUCAAUGACAAGCAGAACGACUUCAUCGCCGAUCGCGUCAAAUACGCCAACUCUCCAGAAUUCAAGGAUGAUGUCGCUGGUUCUACACUCGAUGUUCUCGAAGAAUCCAAACUCCGCGAGAAGGCAGAAAAGGCACUUCCAAAGGAGCAAGCAGAUUCACUCUGCCUCGAUGCUGGCGAAGCUGCCGGUGAAAUUCUUGCUGAACAACACUCUGCUGCUGUUACAGGCACCUCACCAAUCGAAAACUCACGCGAGAUCACCGCUGCUCUUGGCUUUGAUGAUGAUCAACAUGAAGUUGUCAUGGACAUCCUCCAACACCAUGUCACAAAUCCAGAUAAGGAAGCUCGUGAGGAGGAGAACCAGAGAGUUGCUGAUGAAGCAGUUAAGAGUGGAAAGGUUACCAAGAAACAAGGCAAACUCAUCAAGGCUCUUCUUGAUGCUGCUGAUGCCCAACAAGACUGCAACGACUUCGUUAACCACAUCUCUGAUGAAGAACUUGCUAAGGCUGGAUUCAAACCAGAAGAAUACAACGAAGUUCGCAAACUCAUCGCUGACCAUGACACAGAAUCUGAAGAAGCCAAGAAGCUCCUUAACGAUCCAAAGAAGAAGAAAUUGGCCGAAGACAAGAUCAAGGAACUCGAGAACCUCGAACAGAAGGUUGUUAUGGCUUUGACACCAAUCAACAAGGCUAUCAUUAAGAACAAAGCUCACAACGCUCUCAACGAAGAUGUUCCACAAGACAAGGAAGGCGAAGUUGAUGCCAUCAUUGAAGACCUUGCCAAGGAAGUCAGCCAAGAACAAGUUCGCAUUGCUACUAAGGCUGAUGUUGAAUUCCAUGGCGAACAGAUUCCAACUGAUGCUCGUCUUGAAGUUGCCGAAGCCAACAAGGAUGCUGACAAAGAGCAACAGAAGCGCCAUAGAGUUCGCAAACAUAAGCAUCAUCAUGGCCAUCACCGCAAACAUCCAUCCUCUUCUUCUUCAUCCUCCGAUUCCGAAGAAAUCCACAUUGCUGCUGAGGUUCCACUCAGCGCCCUCUCAUUGGAGGACCGCGAGAAGGUCAAGAAGGCUAAGGAGCAAGGUGGCAAGGAAGCCAUGCAGGAACUUCGCAAGGAGAACAUCGAUCCAGCUACAAUCCCAGCAGCUCUUGGAGGCCAAGACAUCCAAGAAGCCUUCCAGGCUGGCCAAGAAGCUGAACCAACAGUCAAUGCCAAGUACACUCCAUCUGCAUCUCUCGACAAGCACCAGAACAGAUUCGUUGCUGACAGAGUUCUUCGUGCAAACACAGAAGAAUUCGCUGACACAGUCGCAGGUUCAACACUCGAUGUUCUUGAUAACUCUGGUGUCCGUGAAAAGGCAGCAGAAGUUCUCGAGAAGGAAGAAGCAGAUGCUCUUACACAUGCUGUUGCUGCAGCUGCAGGUGAUAUUCUUGCUGAACAGCAUUCCGCUGCUGUCACAGGCAUUUCUCCAGUCGAGAACUCUCAGGAUAUCACAUCUGCUCUCGGAUUCGAUGAAGAACAACACGACUUCAUUGUUGACUUACUCAACAAGCACGAAACACCAAAGGAUCCAGCUCAGAGAAAGAAGAACAACGAGAAGGCAGUCGAAGACGCUGUCAAGGAAGGAAAGAUCACAAAGAAGCAAGGCGAAUUGCUUAAGGCUAUCCUCGACGCUGCUGAUGCUCAGAAUGAUGUCAACAACUUCGUAACAGAGGAAAUUUCCGACAAGGAACUUGCCAAACUCGGAUUCCCACCAGAGGAAUACGAAGACAUCAGAAAGAUCAUCGCUUCUCAUAACACAGACUCAGAUCUUGCUAAGAAGUGCCUGAAGAACGAUGAGCAGAAAAAGUACGUCGAAGAGAAGAUCAAGGAGCACAAGGGCCUUGAAGAAAAGGUCGUUGAAGCUCUUGCUCCUGUCAACAAGGCAAUUAUCGAAAACAAGACAAGAAAGGUUGUUGAUGCAACAGUUCCUAAAGAUAAGAAGCCACAAGUUGAAGAAAUUAUCGAAGAUGUUGCUAAGGAACUCGCAAGAGAACAAAGCAAGAUCGCCGCUGAUGCUGAAAUCGACUUCCAUGGCGAAGAAAUCUCCAAGGAAGACAGAAAGAGAAUCUUCGAUAACAACAAGAACGAAAAGAAGACAAAGAAGCGUUCUAAGUCUGUCGAACUCAUGCCAAUCAAGAAGAGAGAAGUCCCAGAAGAUGCUCUUCCAAUCUCUGACAAGAUGAAGGUCAAGAAGGCUAAGAAGAAUGGUGGCAAGGAGGCAUUCGAAGUCAUGAGAAAGGAGAAGAUCGAUCCACACAAGGUUCCAGAUUCUCUCAAUGGCCAAGAAAUUUCUGUUGCUGCUCAAGUCGCUGAACGUGCUGCACCAAAUGUCGCAAAGACAUACACAGAGAACAACAAACUCAAUGAUGCUCAGAACGACUUCAUGGCCGACAGAAUCAACUACGCCAACUCUCCAGAAUUCAAGGAUGAUGUCGCUGGUUCUACACUCGAUGUUCUCGAAGAAUCCAAACUCCGCGAGAAGGCAGAAAAGGCACUUCCAAAGGAGCAAGCAGAUUCACUCUGCCUCGAUGCUGGCGAAGCUGCCGGUGAAAUUCUUGCUGAACAACACUCUGCUGCUGUUACAGGCACCUCACCAAUCGAAAACUCACGCGAGAUCACCGCUGCUCUUGGCUUUGAUGAUGAUCAACAUGAAGUUGUCAUGGACAUCCUCCAACACCAUGUCACAAAUCCAGAUAAGGAAGCUCGUGAGGAGGAGAACCAGAGAGUUGCUGAUGAAGCAGUUAAGAGUGGAAAGGUUACCAAGAAACAAGGCAAACUCAUCAAGGCUCUUCUUGAUGCUGCUGAUGCCCAACAAGACUGCAACGACUUCGUUAACCACAUCUCUGAUGAAGAACUUGCUAAGGCUGGAUUCAAACCAGAAGAAUACAACGAAGUUCGCAAACUCAUCGCUGACCAUGACACAGAAUCUGAAGAAGCCAAGAAGCUCCUUAACGAUCCAAAGAAGAAGAAAUUGGCCGAAGACAAGAUCAAGGAACUCGAGAACCUCGAACAGAAGGUUGUUAUGGCUUUGACACCAAUCAACAAGGCUAUCAUUAAGAACAAAGCUCACAACGCUCUCAACGAAGAUGUUCCACAAGACAAGGAAGGCGAAGUUGAUGCCAUCAUUGAAGACCUUGCCAAGGAAGUCAGCCAAGAACAAGUUCGCAUUGCUACUAAGGCUGAUGUUGAAUUCCAUGGCGAACAGAUUCCAACUGAUGCUCGUCUUGAAGUUGCCGAAGCCAACAAGGAUGCUGACAAAGAGCAACAGAAGCGCCAUAGAGUUCGCAAACAUAAGCAUCAUCAUGGCCAUCACCGCAAACAUCCAUCCUCUUCUUCUUCAUCCUCAUCAUCUGAUGAAGAAAACGCUCAUGUUGCAGCUGAAAUCCCAGAUUCUGCACUUUCAGUUGCAGAGAAGAAGAAGGUCAAGGAGGCUCUCGAUGCCGCAGCCAAUGGCAAGCAAUUCUAUGAUGAACUCGCUAAGAAUGGUGUUGAACCAACAGAAAUCCCAGCAUCAAUGGGUGGUCAGAACAUCGCCGAAGCUCACAAGGCCGCAAAGACAACAGAACCAGUUGUCCAAGAGGAAUACCAUCCAUCCAAGAAGCUCACACAGGCUCAGAACGAUUUCGUUGAAGAGCGUGUUAAGAAGGCCAACUCUCCAGAAUUUGCUAAUGAAGUUGCCGGAUCUACACUUGAUGUUCUUGACAACUCCAAGGUCAGAGAAACAGCCAACGAGAACUUCGAGAAGGAUGAAGCAGAUGUUCUUAUUCACGCCGUUGCCGCAGCUGCAGGUGAUGUCCUUGCUGAACAACACUCUGCUGCUGUCACAGGAGUUUCACCAGUUGAGAAUUCUCACGAAAUCACAUCCGCUCUUGGAUUCGAUGAUGAACAACACGAUGAUGUUAUCGAUAUCCUCAAGAACCACAAGACAAACAAGGACAAGUCCAAGCGCGAGAAGGAGAUCGACGCAGAAGUCGAGAAGGCAGUCAAGGAUGGAAAGAUCACAAAGAAGCAAGCCGAGAUUGUCAAGGACCUCCUCAAGGCAGCAGAUGCUCAACAAGACUGCAACGAUUUCGCUACAGAAGGAGUUACAGAUGCUGAGCUCAAGGCUGCUGGAUUCAAGCCAGAGGAAUACAACGCUGCUCGCAAGUUGAUUGUCGAUCACGACACAGAAUCAGAAGAUGCCAGGAAGCUUCUCAACGAUCCAAAGAAGAAGAAACUCGUCGAAGACAAGUCCAAGGAACUCGAGAAACUUGAGGAAGAAGCUGUCAACGCUCACAUCCCAAUCAACAAGUCAAUCAUCGAGAACAAGACAGACAACGCCAUCGAACAAUCAAUCCCAGCUGACAAGCAUGGCCAGGUCGAAGACAUCAUCGAAGAUGUUGCUAAGGAACUCGCCAAGGAACAAGUCAAGAUUGCUGCCAAGGCAGAAAUCGACUUCAAGGAGAACGGCAUCAAACCAGAAGACAGAGAAGAAGUUUUCGAUGAGAACAAGGAUAAGAAGAAACACAGAAAGCACCACAAGAAGGUCGAUGUUAACCCUGUUAAGACUAAACAAGUCCCAGACAAUGCCAUGUCCACAGCCGACAAGAUGAAGGUCAAGAAGGCUAAGAACAUGGGCGGAAAGGAUGCUAUCGCUGAACUCCGCAAGGACAACAUCGAUACAAAGCAGAUUCCAGAUUCUCUUGGUGGCCAAGAAAUCGCAAUCGCUGCACAAGUUGGUGAACAAGCUGCUCCAGCUGUUGCCAUGACAUACACACCACACGAAGAGCUCAAUGACAAGCAGAACGACUUCAUCGCUGAUCGCGUCAAAUACGCCAACUCUCCAGAAUUCAAGGAUGAUGUUGCUGGUUCAACACUCGAUGUCCUUGAUGAUUCCAAGAUCCGUGAGAAAGCCGAUAAAGUUCUUCCUAAGGAACAAGCCGAUUCUCUUGUUCUUGCUGCUGGUGAAGCUGCCGGUGAAAUCCUUGCUGAACAGCAUUCUGCAGCAGUUACAGGCACAACACCAAUCGAGAAUGGCCGCGAGAUCACAUCUGCACUCGGAUUCGAUGAGGAUCAACAUGAAGUUGUCAUGGAGAUCCUUCAGAACCAUGUUUCAAAUCCAGAUCAAUCCAAGCGCGAUGCCGAAAACCAGAAGGUUGUCGAUCAAGCCGUCAAGGAUGGAAAGAUAACAAAGAAGCAAGGCAAACAUCUCAAGGCUCUUCUUGAUGCUGCUGAUGCUCAACAAGAUGCUGAUGAAUUCCUUGAAAAUGGAACAACAGAUCAGGAACUUGCCGAAGCUGGAUUUGCUCCAAGCGAAUUCAACGAAGUCAGAAGACUCAUCGCUGAGGAAGAUGUCGAUUCUCCAGAAGCCAAGAAGCACAUCAAGAACGACAAGCAGAAGAAGCUUGUUCAGGACAAGAUCAAGAAGCUCAACGAUCUCGAAGAGAAGAUUGCAGAAGCUCUUGCUCCUGUCAACAAGGCAAUCAUCAUGAACAAGACACACAACGCUCGCAACGAAGAACCAGCAGCAGAAAAGAUCGAUGAAGUUGAGAAGAUUAUCGACGAUCUCGCUCAUGAAGUUGCUAAGGAACAGGCCAAGAUCCAGACAAAGGCUAAUGCCGAAUUCGGAGCACAAGGAAUCGAGAAAGAAAAGCGUGCCGAAGUUGCCAAGGAUAACGCUGAAGAUGACAAGUCCAAGAAGCACCGCAAGCACCAUGACAAGAAGAAGAAACACGGAAAGAAGUCUUCUUCAUCUUCAUCAUCAUCCAGCUCUGAUGAAGAACACGCUCCAAUCUUCACACGCGAAAUCCCAGACACAGCCAUCUCUACAAAGGACAAGGAGAAGGUCAAGGACAUCAAGGACAAGAAGCAUGGAAAGAAGGCAAUCGAAGAGAUCAAGAACGAAAAGAUCGAUCCACACAGAAUCCCAGCUUCUCUUGGUGGCCAGAACAUCUCAGAAGCUACGGCUGUUGCUGAGAAGAAGGCUCCAGCUGUUUCCAAGACAUACACACCAGCUCCAGAGCUCGACCAGAAGCAGAACGCCUUCAUUGAGGAACGUAUCAAAGAGGCCAACUCUCCAGAGUUCCAGAAUGAAGUCGCUGGUUCUACACUUGAUGUCUUAGAUAACUCCAAGAUCCGUGAAAAGACAAACGGCAAGUUUGAACCACAAGAAGCCGACACAAUCAACCACGCAAUUGCCGAUGCUGUUGCUGAUAUCAUGGCAGAGCAACAUUCUGCAGCCGUCACAGGUGUUUCUCCAGUUGAAAACAGUGAAUUCAUCCCAUCCGCUCUCGGAUUCGAUGAAGACCAGUACAACGAUGUUGUUGAAAUUCUUGCCAACCACAAGACAGACAAGGAUACAAAGAACCGCAAGAAGAAGAACGACAAGGAAGUCGAGAAAGCCAUCAAGGAAGGAAAGAUUUCCAAGGAACAAGGAAAGGUUCUCAAGGAUCUUCUCAACGCUGCAGAUGCCCAGAACGAUGUUGACGAAUUCCUCAACAACGAAGUUACAGAUGCUGAACUUAAGGCUGCAGGAUUCGCUCCAGAAGAAUACGCUGAAGUUCGCAAACUCAUCGCUGAGCACGAUACUGAUUCCGAGGAAGCCAAGAAGCACAUCAAGAACGACAAGCAGAAGAAGUUCGUCGAAGACAAAUCUAAGGAACUCGAGAAGCUCGAAGAAAAUGUAGUUGAAGCUCUUGUUCCAAUCAACAAGCAGAUCAUUGCUAACAACGCACAACAGGCAAUCGACCGCAAUGUUUCUCCAGACAAGCAUGGCCAAGUUGAAGACAUCAUUGAGGAUGUUGCUAAAGAACUUGCUAAGGAACAGUGCAGAGUUGCUGCAGAAGCAGCAAUUGACUUCAAUGACAAGAAGGUUCCAAAGGACAAGGCAAGAAAGGCUCACGACAAGAACAAGGACAAGAAGAAGCACUCCAAGAAGGCCAAGAACGCUGGCGCAGACAAGCCAUUACAGCAGUCUACAGCUCCAGUUAUCACACGUGAAAUCCCAGAUCACGCCGCAACAGAUGCUGAAAAGGAGAAGAUCAAGGAAGCCGAGAAACAGAAGAAAGGAAAGGAUGUCCUUAAGAAACUCAAGAAGUCAAGAAUCGAUCCACAGAACGUCCCAUCAACACUCGGAGGUGAAGAAAUCUCCGCAGCUGCACAAGUUGGUGAACGUUCUGCUCCUGCUGUUUCUAAGACAUACGCUUCUAACGGUGAACUCACACCAGAACAGAACGAAUUCGUUGCCGAUCGCAUCAAGAUGGCCAACACAGAAGAGUUCCAGAACGAUGUUGCUGGUUCAACACUCGAUGCCUUACAGAACUCCGAUGUCCAUGGCAAGCUUGGAAAGACACUCGAACCAGAAGAUGCCAACGAAAUCUUCCAGAUCGCAGCUCAAGCUGCAGGUGACAUCCUUGCAGAAGAACAUUCUGCAGCUGUCACAGCUAUCACACCAUACGAGAACAGCGAGAAGCUUCCAAAAGACUUAGGAUUCGCUCCAGACCAGCAUCAAUACCUCAUUGAAAUCAUCGAGGAGCACCAGUUGAAGAGAGAUCCAAAGGCUCGCGAAGCACAGAUCGAGAAGGAAGUCGAAAGAGCACUUAACGAAGGCAAGAUUGACAAGGAACAAGCAGAUCUCGUCAAGGCAAUUUUUGCUUCUCAAGAUGCUCAAAACGAUGUCAAUAACUUCGUCAACAAUGAAGUUACAAAUGAAGAAUUGGCUAAACAAGGAUUCAAGCCAGAAGAAUUCGAUGAGGUCCGCAAACUCAUCGCUACUCAUGAUACAGAAUCUGAUGAAGCCAAGCAAGUCCUUAACGAUCCAAAGAAGAAGAAAUUCGCUGAAGACAAGGUUAAGGAACUCGAGAAACUUGAGAAGAAGGCUGUCGAUGCUCUUAAGGAAGUCAACAAGGAAAUCAUCAAGAACAAGACAGCAGAGAAAGUCCGCGAAAUUCCAGUCGACAAGCAAGGAGAAGUUGAGAAGAUCCUCGAAGACCUUGCUGAAGAAGUUGCUAAGGAACAAGUCAAGGUUGCUGCAGCUGCAGAUGUCGACUACGAAUCCCAGGAUAUUCCUAAGGACAUCCGCCAUGAAUUACACAACGACAACAAGGCCGAAUCAAUUGUUGUUUCUCGCGAUCUCCCAAUGGAAGAAGAGCCAAAGAUGCUUCUUUGGGAAGUUCCAGACGAGGCAAUGGAUGGAAACACAAAGAAGAAGGUCAGAAAGGCAAAGAACAAAGGUGGAAAGAAGGCAAUGGAAGAACUCCGCAAGAACGAGAUCGAUCCACACACAAUUCCAACAUCUCUCGGCGGAGAAGUCCUUGCUAUUGCUUACGAUGCAGGAGCUCAUGCUUCUCCAUCUGUCACAGAAGAUUACGUUCCAGUCGAAGAACUCGGCAAGGAUCAGAACGAAUACGUCCAGGAGCGCGUCGAAGAGGCAUUCACACCAGAAUUCAACGAUUCUGUUUCCGGUUCAACACUCAAUGUUGUUGAGAACUCCAAGGUCCACGAUGAUCUCAACGAAGUUCUUGACAAGGAAGCUGCUCAUAACAUCUUUGUCCUUGCUGCUGAAGCUGCUGGCGACAUCAUGAACGAACAACACUCUGCUGCUGUCACUGGUGUUACACCAUACGAGAACUCCAGAGAAAUCACAGCAGCUCUUGGAUUCGAUGAAGAACAACAUCAAUACAUCAGUGAAGCCAUCGCUGAUCACGAGACAAAUCCAGAUCAGUCCAAGAGAGAAAAGGAGAUCGACGAUGUCGUCAAGACAGCUCUCAACGAAGGAAAGAUUGCUAAGGAACAAACACCAGCUCUCAAGGAAAUCCUCGAAGCCAUCGAUGCUCAGAACGAUGUUUCUGACUUCGUUACAAAGAAUGUUUCCGAUGCAGAACUUGCCCAACAAGGCUUCAAGCCAGAUGAAUACAAUGAAGUUCGCAAACUCAUUGCUGACCACGACACAGAAUCUGAUGAAGCUAAGGAACUCCUUAAGGAUCCAAAGAAGAAGAAAUUCGUCGAAGACAAGAUCAAGGAACUCGCAAAGGCCGAAGAAAAGGCUGUCAAGACAAAGAAGCCAAUCGCAAAGAAGGUCAUCAAGAAACGUGCUCAACCAGCAAUCAAGAACGAGGUUCCAGCAGACAAGAAGGACAAGGUCGAAGAAAUCCUCGACAAUCUCGCAGAAGAGAUCGCCAAGGAACAGACACGUGUCGAAGCCAACGCUGAAAUCGACAUCGCUGCCAAGGGCAUCACUAAGGAUGACAGAACAAAGAUCUUCGAUGAGAACCAGGAUAUGGACAAGGCCUCCGAACAGCCUAAGUACGCCGAUGUCGCUUACACCAGCCCACAGAUGAACAUCUUCGGACAACCAAAGGUCAGAGAAAUCCCAGACGACUACAUGUCAUCUGUCGACAAGGAGAAGGUCAGAAAGGCCAAGAACAGAGGAGGAAAGCAGACAUUCGAAGACCUCAAGAAUGCAAACAUCGAACCAGACACAAUCCCAGCAUCUCUUGGUGGCCAAGAACUCCUCAUUGCUGCAGAUGCCGGUGAACGUGCAACACCAACUGUUGCCGACUUCUUCACAGCCAACGAAGGACUCGAUGAGAAGCAAAACAACUUUGUCGCCGACAGAGUUAACAAUGCUUACUCCGAAACAUUCGCUGAUGAAGUUGCCGGAUCUACACUCACAGCUAUCGAGAAGGCCGAUGUCCGCGCAAAUGCCAACGAGAAGUUCGAUAAGGAACCAGCAAUCACAGUUCUCCGCGCUACAGGAGAAGCUGCCGGUGACUUACUCGGUGAGCAACACUCCGCAAACAUCACUGGUAUCUCACCAGCUGAGAACUCCACAGCUCUCACAUCUGCUCUUGGAUUCGAUGAUGACCAACACGAUUUCGUCGUCGAAACACUUCGCAACCACCAGACAAAGGCAGAACCAAAGACACGCGAAGCAGAGAUCAACGCCAAGGCCAAGCAAGCUCUCGAACAAGGCUAUGUUUCUCCAGAACAAGCCAAGCAUCUUAAGAACAUGCUCAAGGCCGCCGAUGCACAGAGAGACAUCUCAGACUUCUUACAUCACAACGUUUCCGAUGCUGAACUUGCCAAGCAAGGAUUCAAGCCAGAGGAGAACAAGGAAGUCCGCAAACUCAUCGCCGACCACAACACAGAAAGCGAGAAGGCCAAGACAAUCCUCAACGAUCCAAAGAAGAAGAAAUUCGUCGAAGACAAGUCCAAGCAGCUCGAACCAAUCGAAGAGAAGGCCGCAGAAGCACUUGCUCCACUCAACAGCGAAGCCAUCAAGACAAUUUCUUCCGACUCUGUCAAGAGAAGUGUUCCAGCAAACAAGAUUCCAGAAGUCGAUGAAAUCAUCGAUGACUUAGCCAAGGAAGUUGCCAAGGAACAAAUCAGACUCGCUGCCAACGCUGAUAUCGACUUCAACGACCAGAAGAUUGACAACAAGAAGCGUCGUGAAGUCUUCGAUGACAAUGUUGACAGACGCAAGUACAAGCGCAACGUCAAGGACAAAUCCGGACCAGCCAGCAACCAUCCAGGCUACAAGCCAGUCUUCGUCGUUGUCGCAGAUGAUGCACUCACACAAGAAGACAAGGCCAAGGUCAGAAAGGCAAAGAGCAAGCGCGGAAAGCACACACUCGAAGACCUCUGCAAGGAAGGAAUUUCUCCAUCAUCCAUCCCAGCUUCUCUUGGUGGUCUCGAAAUGGCCAGUGCUCAACAAGUCGGUGAACGCGCAGUUCCAUCUGUUGCUGAAGUCUACACACCACACGAAGAUCUCACAAAGGAGCAGAACGAAUUCAUCGCAGACAGAUUCAAGCAGGCUAACAACCAGGAAUACAAGAAGGAUGUUGCCGGAAAGACUCUCGAUGCCUUGACAGAUGCAAAGACACGCGAAAAGGCAGACAGAGAAUUCGAGAAGUAUCAGGCAGACACAAUCUGCAACGCUGCAGCAAUGACAGCAGGUAACCUCCUCAACGAACAGAAGUCCGCUGCAAUCACUGGCAUUUCACCAUUCGAGAACAGCCGCAGAAUGAACAAGGGACUUGGCUACGAUCAGGAUCAGCACGAAUACAUCGUUGCUGCUCUUCGCGACCACGAUACAGUCGAAAAUCCAAAGGAGAGAGAAGAAGAGAACACAAAGACAGCGAAGAAGGCUGCUGCAGACAAGAACUUCUCACCAGAGGAAGUCAAGACAUUCAAGCAGAUCCUCGAUGCUGUCGAUGCAAUGAACGAUUGCUCCAACUUCGUCUCUUCAAUUCCAGAUGAAGACAUCGUUAAACAAGGAUUCAAGCCAGACGAAUGCGAUGCAGUUAGACAACUCAUUGCUGAUCAUGACACAGAGUCCGAAGAGGCCAAGAAACACAUCAAGAACGACAAGCAGAAGGAGUACAUCCAAAAGAAGAUCGACGAUCUCAAGAAGCUCGAAGAGAAGGCUGCCGAAAAGAUGGUUCCACUCGACACAAAGAUCAUGAAGAAGGAAUCCGGAAAGAUUGUCGAGCGCAGUGUUCCAUCAGAGAAGUUAGACGAUGUCGAGAAGAUCCUGGAAGAUGUCGCUAAGGAAAUUGCCAAGGAACAAGUCAAGCUCAACACAUCCGCAAAUGUUGCUUACGACAACAAGGAAAUCGAGAAGUCCAAACGCGACGAAGUUUACGACAAGAACAAGGAUCUUUCCAGAAAGAAUAAGCAGCCAGUUGCCAUCCCAUCACACAUCCAACUCCCAACACUUCGUGCAGAUGUUGCUGAAGAUGCAAUCACACAAGAGGAGAAGGAGAAGGUCAAGAAGGCCAAGGCAAGAGGUGGCAGAAACACAAUCGAAGAGCUCAAGAGAGAGAACAUCAAUCCACACAACAUCCCAGCAUCAGUUGGUGGCCAGAACAUCUCUGCAGCCGUCGAUGUUGCUGAGAACGCCCAGGUCAUCGUAACAGAACCAUACAUCCCACAAGAAGACCUUACAGAGACACAGAACGACUUCGUCGAGAAGAGAAUUGCCUACGCUUCAACACCAGAACUCAAGGAUGACAUUGCUGGUUCAACCCUCAAUGUCCUCGAAGACUCUUCUCUCAGACACCACGCUUACGGACAUCUUGACAAGGUUGUUGCCGAUUACCUCUGCAAGGCAUCAUCAGAAGCUGCCGGUGAAAUCAUCGAAGCACAGCGCAAUGCAGCUAUCACUGGUGUUUCUGUCUUCGAAUACUCUCCAAAGCUUAUGGGAAUCCUCGGCUUCAACGAGCAACAGCACGCUUAUGUUGUUGAUCUUCUCCAGACUCAUCCAGUACAUUCCAACUCUCAAGACAGAGAGACAGAGAUCAACACUGUCAUCAACAAGGCCAACUGCGAGAGAAUUCUUGCAGAAGAGCAAGUUGACAUGCUCAAGUUCAUCUUGAGAACAGUUGACUCUCAGCACGAUGUCUCCGAAUACAUCACAAAUCUCAAGGAAGAUGACAUGACAAAGGCUGGCUGGGUCAAGGAAGAACAGUGGAAGGUCAGAAGAAUCAUUGCAAACAAGGACAUCACAUCAGAUCUCGCUAAGGAAGUCCUUAAGACAUCCGAACAGAAGAGAUUCUUCAAGAACGCCUUCUUACAGCUCAAGGAACUUGAAGCUGAUGGUGUUGAAUCACUCACAGCUCUCGACGAAGAAAUCAUCUCACAACAGACUGCAAACGUCUACGAUUACCUCAUCCCAGAAGAGAAGAUUGACUUAGUAGACAACAUCAUCGAGUUAGUCGCUGAAGAAACAGCCAAGGAACAGAUGGCAAUUGCUACAUGCGCUGAUAUUGACUUCGCUGAAUUCAGAAUCAAGAAGGACAAGCGCAGACAGAUCACAGAAGAUGUCACAGACACAGGAUUACCACAACUCCUCAGCCACGUUUCUGGCGGCCGCCGCUCAUCUGGCUCCACAUCUGGAAGCGAAAUGUUCUACCCAGUUGCAUCUCGCGAAGUCCCAGAGACAGCUCUUACACCAGAAGAAAGAGAGAAGGUCAAGAAAGCCAAGUCGAAGAAGGGACGCCACACAUUCGAGGCUCUCCGCGAAGACAAGAUCGAUCCAGAGAACAUCCCAGCAUCUCUCAGUGGACAGAACAUCGCUCUUGCUCUCGAAGCAGGAAAGAAGGCUUGCCCACGUGUCAAGGAAGAGUACACACCAGUUUCAGGACUUUCCGAGCCACAGAACAAGUUCGCUGAAGGAAACGUUGUUGACUCCCACAAACAAGAAUACAAGGACAAGGUUUCCGGAUCAACUCUCGAUGCUCUUGAGAAUUCCAAGGUCAGAGAGAACUCCAACCGCAAGUUCGGACCAGAAGCUGCUACACCACUCUGCCAGUCCAUCGCAGCCAUCAUCGGUGACCUCAUGAACGAACAACAUUCUGCCGCUGUCACAGGUAUCACACCAUUCGAGAACUCUCACCACAUCACAAAGGCAAUCGGCCUCAAGUCAGAGCAACAUGACUUCGUCAUCGCCACAGUCAAGGCUCAUGAAACUAAGGCUGACAAGCCAUCUCGCCAGGCUGAUAUCGACAGAAUUGCUGACCAGGCAAUCAAGGAUCACAAGAUUACUCCAGAACAAGGCAAGUUCAUCAAGUCAAUCUUAGAAUUCCUCAAUGGAUUACGUGAUGCAUCUGCUCACGCUAAGGCUAUUAAGGAUGACGAACUUGCUAAGCAAGGAUUCCAGCCAGCAGAGUUCAAGGUUGUCCGCAAGGUCAUUGUUUCCGGUGAAUUCGAUACACCAGAAGCCAAGGCUGUUGUAAAGACACACCAGCAGAAGCUCUUCGUCAAAGGAAAGAUGGAUGAACAAGCCAAACUCCAGGACGAAAUGGUCAAGGCCAUUGUUCCAAUCGACCAGAAGGCAAUUUCUCGCAAUGCUCAACCAGUUGUUGAAAGAUGCUUGACACCAGAUUGGGCAGAAGAAUUCGAACCAAUCGUUGAAGAAGUUGCGAAGGAAGUCGCUAAGGAACAAGCUAAGAUCGCCGUCGCUGCCGAAUUCGAAUACGAUACAGUCGAAAUUCCAGAUCCAAAGCGUCGCGAAAUCUUCGACAAGAACAAGACAGACGAACAGAUGAAGGACACAAUGACAUCCGAAGAGAAGGAGAAGGUCAAGAAGGCAAAGGCCAAGGGAGGAAAGAGCGCUCUCAACCAGCUCCGCAAGGACAGAAUCGAUGCUCACAACAUCCCAUCAGAACUCGGUGGACAAGACAUUUCUAUUGCCAUCGAAGUUGGCACUCGUGCUCUUCCAACAGUUGCCCAGAGCUUCUCACCAUCAGACGAACUCACACCAGAACAGAACACCUUCGUCGAAGAACGCGUCAAGAAGGCUAACUCUCCAGACUUCGGUGAUGAAGUUGCUGGCUCAAUCUACACAGUACUCGGCAAGUCACAAGUUCGUCCAAAGGCUGCAGACAAGUUCGAACCAGAUAAAGUCAACGAACUUCUCCGCGCUAUUGCUGAUGGACUCGCAGAUAUCUUCGCUGAAGUCCACUCCGCAGCUCCAACAGGAACCAACCCAAUCGAGAACUCCCGCAAGCUCACAUACAACCUUGGAUUCAACGAUGAGCAGCACAACCAUGUUGUUGACAUCCUCGCCAAGCACCAGACCAAUCCAGAGAAGACUCCACGUGCUGACAACAUCGAAACAGAAGUUAAGGAAGCUGUCGAUGCACACAAGAUCGAACCAGAACAAGCCAAGAUCCUCAAGAACUUGUUAGAAGCUAUCGAUGCACAAGCUGACGUUGUCAAGUUCGUCGAGAGCAUCCCAGCAGCUGAGUUCGAAGCUGUCGGAUUCAAGCCAGAAGAGAUCAAGGACAUCAGAAAGUUAAUUGCCGAACACGACACAGAAUCAGACAAGGCCAAGGUCCUUCUCAAGAAGAAGGAGCAACAAGAAUUCGUCCAGGCCAAGUCCGAAGAAGCCAAGAAGCAAGAAGAACCAGCUGUCAAGGCACUCAUCCCAAUCGUCGAGAGAAUCCUCAAGAACGAUACAGCAGGAGUUGUCGAAAGAUCAAUUCCAAAGGAGGCUCUUCCAGACUACUACGAAUUACUUGUUCCAGUUGCCGAAGAAGCAGCCAAGGAACAAAUCAGAGUUGCAGCUGGUGCAGAUGUCGAAAUGGACGACAAGCAGAUUCCAAAGGACAAGCGUCGCAAACUCCACAAGACGAACUCCCACAGAAGACCAUCAUCUCAACGCCCAUCUCGUCGUGGAUCAUUCGUUUCACCUGCUGGACCAGAAAGCGAAACAGGCACACAGCUUUUCAUCCCACCGAACUCCAGAAAGACACGUUCUCGCAAGUUCAGAGAAUUACCAAAGGCACCACGUGCAGGCGGACGUGCUGGAUUCCAGCCACUUCAGCCUGGCCAGUUUGCUUCCAUCCCAAGACCAGUUUCUGCUGUUCCAGCUCAUCCUAAGUACGGACUCAACGCUCCAGCACCAAUCGGCUCAAUGCCAACUCCAAUUGGAGCUCCAGCACAGCAGCCAUUGUUCGCAAAUCUCCAGCCAAUUGGCGGACCACAGCCAAGACCAUUCGAAACAUCCACAUAUGGAUUACCAGGAAUGCCACAUGAAGUUGGAGAUGAAGCACUUUCUGUUACAGAAAAGGACAAGAUUGUCUUAGCAAUGAGACAGCCAAACGGAAAGGCUCAGAUCAGAGCAACCAGAGAAACAGAGAUCAAUCCAAAGACAAUCCCAGCAUCACUCGAUGGACAACUCAUCGCUGUCGCAUGCGAAAUCGGCGAAAGAUCUCUUCCAACAAUGGUUAUCCCAUACAUGGCAUGCGAAGGACUCACACCAGAGCAGAACAAGUUCGUCGAAGCUCGUGUCAUCGAAGCACAUACACCAGAAUUCAAGCACGCUGUUUCUGGCGCUGCCUUGGAUAUCCUUCAGGAUACAAACGUCUACGGAAAGGCCAAGGACAAACUCGAGAAGGGCCAGGCAGAUGCAUUCACACGUGCUCUCAUCGACACAGCUGGCGAUCUUAUCGCUGACCAGUACUCUGCUGCCAUCGUCGCUAUCACUCCAAUCGAAGUCAGCCACGUAACAACAUUCGGACUUGGAUUGAACGACGACCAGCAUGACUUCCUUGUUGAGGCAAUCGCUACACACCGUACCAAGCCAGACCUCAAGGAGAGAGACAUCGAGAACCAGAAGGUUAUCGAUGAAGCUCUCAAGGAAGGCAUCUUCAACAGAGAGCAGGCUAAGCUCAUCUUACCAGUUCUCCAGUUGUUGGAUGCUCAGAACGAUAUCAACGCUUACCUCGUUGGCAUCAAGAACGAAGAACUCGCCAAGCAAGGAUUCCAGCCACUCGACUUCAACGCUGUCAGAAAGCUCAUCGCCAGACACGAUGCUCAUUCUGACGACGCCAAGAAGAUCAUCAAGACCAAACCACAAGAAGAGUUCGUUCUCAGCAAGAUCAAGGGACUCGAACCAAUCGAGUUCAAGGCCAGACAAGUUGCCACAGUUGUUGCUGCAAGAGCUCUCAAGAGUGGAACAAACGAUGUCUUGGAAUUCCUCAUCCCACCAGAGAAGUACGGCAGCUUAGAAGACUUGAUCAACGAAUUAGCUGAUGAAGUCGCUAAGUUACAAGUUGAAAACGCCGCUCUCGCUGACUUGGACCUCGAUGAUGCCAAGAUUGCUUACGAGAAACGCCGCGAGAUCUACGGCAUGAACACGUCUAAGGAAUUACCAAAGACAUCACAGCUCAAGCAGCGCAAGCCAAUGAACUACCGCAGCGGAUUCGAACAAGGCUACCAGUCAGCAAUGGCAGCUCUUGCCGCGGGCGCAUUCCAGCCAGGACAGUUCAAUCCAUACGGCAUGCCAUACGGAUUCGCUCCAGGCCAGAUCAGUGCUCAGGCACAGCUUGCUCAACAGCAGAAGCCAGAGAAGAAGAAGGGCGGCAAGAAGAAGAAGAUAAAGAGAGUCAAGAAGGUCAAGGUAAAGGCAAGGAACAUCACUUCAGAGUCAGAGAAGGAAGCUGCUCCAGGCAAGGAAUCAGCUUCAUCCGAUGACGAUGAAAUCUUUGUUGCAGCAAGAAUCCCAGCAGAAAACAUCAUCGACGAGUUCAAGAAUGUCAUCAAUUCCGAUACAGUUCCAGCUGGAUUUGUCGAGCAACUCAUCUCAGAAGUCCAGGAGAAGGCAGCCGCACUCAAGCCUCUCCUCGCAAAGGGCAAGGCUGAACUCACAAAAGAUGAGCUCAAGCAGAAGGAGUUACUCACACAGGAAGUCAACAGCCUCAUGAACGCACUCGACAAUGUUAAGAUCGCUGUUGCUCAUCCAGAAACAGCUGAAGCUGCCAAGGUUGACAUCAACAAGAACAUGCUUUCUGCUUCCAAGGAAGAAGUCAAGGCUGCUCUUCCAGUUCUCACUGUCAAGGCUUCCAAGAACAUGCUGGCCUUCAACUUACCAGAAGAGAGACUCGAGAAGAUCAAUGUUGUUCUCGCCAAGGCUGUUGCAAGAGCAGGAACAGAUAAGGAUUCACUUAUCUUGCUCCAGGCUGCAGCCAAUCUUGAUCAAAUCGAUCCAUCCCUCGCAACACUCAACCAAGUUGAUGAAGUUCGUGCUUCAAUCGAAGAGAAGAACAUCGAGAAGCUUUCAGAGCAUGCACCAUUACUUGCUGCCAAUACACAACUUGCCGAGAUCAUGAAGGAGUUACCAGCCACACAGCCAUUCACUGUCAAGUUGGUUUCUCUUGCUGAGAAGGUCAAGGCCCGCUCAAUGCUCACACAAGAUGAUGGCGACGAUUUGUCACAGUUGAUCACAGGAAUCGAAGACAUCAUCCACUCCGAGAUUUGCGGCCCAUUGACAUUCGAUACAGGAGACUUCAACGCCAUCGCAGACAACAUCAUGAACUUGUCCAACUCUGUCCAAGCCAACACAACAGAACUUGUUGCAUCAACAAGAGCCAAGAAGAAGGACGAGAGCAAGUUCGUAAUCAACAGAAUGAAGACAAACGCUCUCGAUGUUGCCAUCAACACAAUCAUGGCUUCUACAAAGGCAUCAGACAAAUUCACAGUCGACGACGAACUCAACAACUUGUUCUCUUGCUUCAAGGAGCUCGACGAACAAGCCGAGAAACUCGAUCAGAAAGGCGUACAGAAGGCAAACAGAGAGUUCACACUCGUUGUCAACAAGAUUGCCAACAAGUACGAUGAAAUCAAUGAAUUCAUGGAAGAAGAAGAGAAGGAAUCAGGACAACCAGACCAGUUCUCACAAGCAGCUAUUUCCAUCAUGGGAGAUAUCGCAAGACUUGUUAGAAUCAAUGCAGCAUUACCACCAAGCUCUUACACAGCAGCUUCUGCCAAUGAAGAUGCAAUUUCCAAGUCGAGAAAGCCACUCGCAACGAGAACAUUCACAAGAAUCAAAAACAGCAUCUUCACAAACGUCAGAGGCCUCAAGUCAUGCGUUGCAUCCAUCAACAAGGAUGAACAGAGCGAUCUUGGCAAGAUGAUCAACGAAUUGGAGCAGGCAUUCCACGAUGUCGAAUCUCCAGAACAGUUCACAGAACUGAAGGCACAAGAAACAAUGACAAACAUCAUCAAGAUCCGUGCCAUCUAUGUCAAGGUCAGAUCAGUCACUGUCAGUGGAAUUCCACCAGAGAUCGAAGCCAAGAUUCCAAUCAGAUUCACACCAAAGAUCUCAGAAUUCCCACGAGGAACACAAGAACAGUGUAGCGACGUUAUCCACGAGUCACUCAACGACUUAGUUGUUUCAAUCGAGAAAGGAAAUCCAGAAGAAGUUGUUGCCAACCUCAACAACUUCCACCACUCACUUGAUUACAUCACAACACGUACAAAUCUCUCUGCAUCAAUCCAGGCAGGUGAUAUUGCCAUCAUUGCUGCUCGUUCCAAGCUCAACAGCUCAUCAUCCGCACAGGAUGACCUCGAGAAGCUCAAGCAGGCAACAGAGGAAGCACUCAACUCUUUGUCAUUCAAGGCAAUGUCCGAAGGAGAACUCGCAGAAAUGGCAUCAAUCACACUCAAUGAUGCCACUAACUCCCUUGAUUCUCUUUCACAACAGGCAGAGAAGAGAUCAGAAGAAGCCAAGCAGCUCGUUCUUUCAUUCAUGCCAAUCGCUACAACAUCCAAGACAAUCGUUGAAUUCGCUCGUUCUCAAGUUUCUUACAUCAAGAGCGAUGUUUUGGAUGACUUGUGCAAGCCAAUUCCAGCAUUAUCACAGUCACUCAUCAAGUCAACACGCACUAUGGCUUCGAUCGAUGACAUUGAUGCUGUUAAGAACGCUACAAACGUCUCCGUCAAACUCGCAGAGCUCAUGACAAACCUCGCAAACGCUGUCCGCAAUUCUGGUGGCACCCCAGAAAUUGCACAGGCCAUGGAGAACCUUUCAAGAGGUAUGUCUGCAACUGCUAAGAAGCUCAAGGAGAAGAUCGAUGUCCAGGAACCACCUAAACAAGCUGCUCCUCAGAUUUCAUUUGUUGCACCAGAACCAAGAAGAAACAACUUACUCGACAGACUCAAUGCAGAAGCAAGAGUCGUUGAGGCAAGAAGAAAGCUUGAGGCUGCUAAGAGCGCACUCAACUCUUUCAAGACUUAA
This is a messenger RNA of Trichomonas vaginalis G3, 27411 nucleotides long. Its product is annotated as MIP02973P family. Gene Ontology annotation, cellular component: cytoskeleton. The record is from RefSeq and is a predicted model, not a curated record. Lineage: Eukaryota; Parabasalia; Trichomonadida; Trichomonadidae. Gene Ontology annotation, biological process: actin cytoskeleton organization; positive regulation of Arp2/3 complex-mediated actin nucleation. The transcript has a single exon. Gene Ontology annotation, molecular function: Arp2/3 complex binding; protein kinase A regulatory subunit binding. Bases 1 to 27411 code for a protein of 9136 amino acids.